Molecule: messenger RNA, 1222 nt
Organism: Phragmites australis (common reed)
Lineage: Eukaryota; Viridiplantae; Streptophyta; Magnoliopsida; Poales; Poaceae
Product: ethylene-responsive transcription factor RAP2-13-like
Exons: 2
Coding region: 87-824 (245 amino acids)
Biological process (GO): regulation of DNA-templated transcription
Molecular function (GO): DNA-binding transcription factor activity; DNA binding
Source: RefSeq, a predicted model, not a curated record
UUCAAACAAACCAGAACCAUAAACUAGAAGCUAGCCAAGAACUACUCAUUGGUUUGUUGCGUCUUUCUUGAAAGAUCCAAGAAGCCAUGACCACAGCCAUGGAUCACCAAUGGCGUCGCCUUCAUCUUGCUGCUACUACUACCUUGCCAUUCAUGGUGGACACCGAGCAGAGUCCGGCCAUGGUUCUAGGCGCCAACUACUACCACCUGAUCACGCCGGCACAGGCGGCUUAUUGCUACCGGUCCCUGGCGCGGCCGGCCACGAUGAAACGUCACAGCGGCCUGGCGGCGCCGGCGGUGGCGAGGGCGAAGCUGUACCGCGGCGUGCGGCAGCGGCACUGGGGCAAGUGGGUGGCCGAGAUCCGGCUGCCGCGGAACCGGACGCGGCUGUGGCUCGGCACGUACGACACCGCGGAGGAGGCAGCGCUGGCCUACGACGGCGCCGCGUUCCGGCUGCGCGGCGACGCUGCUCGCCUCAACUUCCCCGAGCUCCGGCGUGGCGGCCAGCACCUCGCGCCACCGCUCCACCCGACCGUCGACGCCAAGCUCCACACCAUGACGUCGGCGCCAGCUCCACCCGAGAGCGCGGGCAUCAAGAACGAGCCGGGCUGCUGCUCCGGCUCCGAGGCCUCGACGACGACGACGGCAGGCGACGGUGCAGACGUCUCGUCGUCAUCGACCGUGUCGUCGUCGUUGGCAAAGGCGGCGCCAAUGCCAGAGAUGCAGCAGCUGGACUUCUCGGAGGCGCCGUGGGACGAGGCUGACGGUGUCGCGCUCCGCAAGUACCCGUCGUUGGACGUCGACUGGGACGCCAUCCUCUCCUGAGUCCUGAUCAUGCAACCAUAUGAGAUCAAACAAGCACAACAGAAAUGGCCAUCGGCUUCUUGACUAUGCCAUGUCUGCGUUUGUGGUUCAGGGGGCCUUCGACGCUGCCUUCAAUCGCAUCGAAUCGCUUCGUCUGAUCAGUGUCAUCUUUCCUGGCCCCUGCUUGGUUUUGUGUUCGUGGCAUUGUGCAGGAGGAAUUGGAGGAGUGUAGUGCAGUGCUGUUGCAUCACCCAGGGUCACUUUUGUGGGUGUUGUUGUCACCAAGAAAAAGGCUAUGUGCAUAUGCCAAAAUAUAUACUAAUAUAGUAGUACCACUCUUAUGUGAUGGACGCUAUGGAUGCAGUUGUUUUGUCCUCAGAAAUAUAAUGGUUAAUGAACAAUCUUGAAUUGACACAUUA